CCAGUCCCCGUCACACACACACACACACACACACACACACACACACACACACACACACACACACACACACACACACACACACACACACACACACCGGGGAGGACCAGUGAUACAGCAGAAACGAGGAACCCAGCGGGGAUGGAUUAAACCUUUCUCCGCCGCUGCUCAGUGACUAUAUUCGGUUUUUACAUCGCCGUGCUCCGGAUGAAAGGUUGCGUGUUUCCCUGUUUCUUCCUUUUUGAGCUCAUUGAAGAGUUUAAACAUUAAAAGUCUGUUUUUAUUUGAGUUAGCCGGGUGAUGGAGACUGGCUGCUAACUAGCCGACGUUACUCCUCCUGUCAGCAGCAGCACUGAGCCAGCACUGCUCCCCCCCCGCUUUUUUUUCUUUUUUUUUUUGCUAUCACGUUACGUGUGGACUAAAAGCUUCUCGUUAGGAAAUUAAAUUAAAUUUAAAAAUGUUAUAUUGUGUUUAACAAAGGCGCCAACGGGUACCAGAGCUAGCUAGCUCAGUUAGCCGGUGAUUACAACUGCCAUCAGCUGACGUUAGCUCGCUGCUAGCUGCUCGGUGAGCUAACUCCUCUCUUUUUAUUGUUAUUUGUCUUCGUGUAGGAGAGGCUGUAAAUAUCUGCCUGCUAUUCCAACAACAAGCCGAGACUCUUAGUUCCCAUAUUUGUUGUUGUUUGUUUUUUGUUUUUGUUUUUUUUUUUUGCUCGUGUUGUCUGUUCUUCGUAGUUUUGUCAAGACGGCGCCGUUAACGAACUACAACCUCGCUGCAUACUGUCAGAGACAAACUACCCCCCGGAUCCCGUCGAGAUGCAUCAUCCGGACCCUGCAGGAGACUCUGGCAGUGUUAGAAAGAUGGCGCACCCGGCUGCCUUUCACAGAAGAGGCAGUAACACAGGCAGCGGGAGCGGCUCCGGGCUGUCAACACCGGCCAACCAGGUGGUCAAUAACAGCCACGUCCCGGCCGAUGAGUAUCAGCCCUCCCUGUUGAUCCAGUGCCAACCCCCUGCUGGUUCUUCCUCCCCGGGUCCCCAUCAUAUUCCCCCCCACAGCCUGAAUCUGCACCCCCAGCCCCAGCCCACGCAGUCGGCCGGAGCCCAGAUAAAAAAGAAGAGCGGUUUUCAGAUCACAAGUGUGACUCCGGCUCAGAUUUCUGUGAGUACCAACAACAGUAUUGCAGAGGACACGGAGAGCUACGACGACCUGGAUGAGUCCCACACGGAGGAUCUCUCCUCUUCUGAAAUCCUGGAUGUGUCCCUCUCCCGAGCUAACGACAUAGUGGGAGGAGAGAGAAGCUCUUCGGAGGAGACGCUGAAUAAUUUCCACGAGGCAGAGACCCCUGGAGCUGUCUCCCCCAACCAGCCUUCGCACCCACAUGCCCUGAACCAGGCUCAUCAGCAUGGCGGGGCAAUGGUCAACGGGACUGUGCACCAUCAACACCCUCAUCAUCCUAACCAUGCCCAGGUCUACCCGCUGUCCUCGGGGCCUGGGAGCACCCCAUCUGCCCUCCCUUCUGGAGCUUUACCUUGCGUCACCCAGAAAAUGCCUUCUAACGUCGGGGUCCCCCAAGAGAAUGUGUCCCAGGCGGCCCCUCCAAGUAUUGUCGCUCAGCCUGUCGGGGUCGUGGCCCCGGGAUCUGUCCCUGGAAUUCACAGCUCUGCUACGGGCACUACAGUUAGCAUAGUUAAUCCCCAGACCAGCAGUGUUAGUAAUGUGAAUAUGUUGAGCUCUGCCAACGUGCCUGUGAGAGGGGGGAUCAGCACGAGUGCUAGCAGUAGCAGUGGUGGCUUUCCUCUCAAUGUGAUAAGCAGUAGUGGGGGCAGCGGAGGUGCCGUUGCAGGCGGGGGUAACCUCAUGACAACCGCUCAUGUCGGCAUGAUCCAGCAGCAUCAAAACAUCGCUAUGACUACUACGAGUACUGCCGCUGCUGCUGCUGCUGCUGCUGCUGCUGCUGCUGCUGUCAGUGCCUCUGGAGGAAUGGGACUCUCCAGUGGGAUCCAGGGAAGAGUUGGAUCUGCUGUGCUGCAGGCCGUGAGCGCCCCUGUUACAGCAGCAGCCCCCGUACCAUCCACCCCUGCCCAGCCCGCCCCAGCUCCAGCCCCCGCGGUGGCUGCCACCAGUUCUCGCUUCAGGGUGGUGAAGUUGGACUCUAGCUCUGAACCCUUUAAGAAGGGCAGAUGGACAUGCACUGAAUUUUAUGACAAGGAUAACCCAGCCUCGGCUCCCAGCUCCUCUGCAUCUGAUACUGGGUCUCUCAGCAUGCGUCAGUUCGUCUCUGAGAGCUUUGCUGCGGCCUCAGAGAGGGAAAGCACAAGUGGUAGUUCUGUGAGUAGCACUAUGAGUACAAUGAGCCAUUACACUGAGAGUGUGUGCAGUGGAGAGACAGGGGGACCCCCAGUACCCCAGCAUGUCCAGGAUUAUGCCUCCCCUCCUCAGGGCUUUCAAGGAAUCCUCCCCAGUGGCUUAAGCAUGGGAGUGUCCCAAACCCAGCCUCACAUGCACCCCCAGGAUGUUACCCAUUCACAUGUGAAGACUACUGUGGCCCCCUCGGCUCCCACAAACAUUCAUCAGCCUGCUCCCAUGUCAGGCCACCAGACCACCAUCGGUCACCCUACGUCUGCUGUACACCAGCAGCAGCAGCAGCAGCAGCAGCAGCUCACCUAUGCCCAGGCGGUUGCUAAUCAAUCCACAGGUUCCACACAGGGCCUUGUGGGUGUUCAGCAACAGAAGAUGGGCUAUGCCACCCUGCCGCAGCAGCCAUCUGCUACCCCCCAAGCAGCCCCAGUGCAGGUGAGGCCACCUGAGUACACCCAGUCUCACCAAGGUCUCCCCCAGGGCGCUGCUUCUCAACCUCUGUCCAAUCAAGCUGGAUCAGUUCCCUCUGGGCCAGCUAAUGGAGCAUGUCAGAUGAUGGGAGGCCUGCAGCAGUCACAGGCGCUCCUUCACGCACAGUCCCAGCAGCCCUCCUCCCUUCAGACCGCCACCUCCAGUAUGCCCUCCCAUGUUGGAGUACCAGGUCUUGGCCAGCAGCCCCAGAGCCACCCUGGCCAUCUGGAUUGCAAGCAGCAGAAGCCGCAGUCACUCCCAACACAAAUCCAAAAUCCGGGCUUGGGUACCCAGCUGCCCACAACAGUCCACCAGAGCCAAGUGUCUGCAUCAAGUGUGCCUCCUCCCAACCCUCAGAGCGAUCCCCAGGCGCAGCCCCAAGCCCACAAUACUGGGAAUAGUGGUAGGAUGCCCCCACAGGGUGUUCCUCAAAGCCAACCAUCUUGUGUCAGCUUGUCCCAGGACCACAGCAGUGCCCAGGCCCUGGCUCAUGCCGCCCAGGCCAGUGCCCUCUAUGCUAGUCUGCCCACAUUCACCACCACCCAGCUGCAGGACGCCCAGCGGCUGCUCCUCCAGCACCAGUCGGCUUUGUUGGGGCUGCCCAAGCUGUCUGGAGGGGAGGCUGGGUCUGGAUCCAGCACUGGCCAGGGUCAAGAAGCUGAGGGCAACACCGCUACCGCCAGUGCCUUAACUGCAUCAGCUGGUCUCAAGACUGUUGAUGGCGAGGAGGAUGGGUAAGACUUUUUUAAAUUCCUUUUAGUUUUGACUUACUGUGAUCCAAGUUUCAAUUCAACCAACAAACGACACUUGAUUGUAGCAGUAACGUAAUCAACUGUUUUGGUAUGACCAAUAAAAGCAAGUGUCAAAGA
This is a messenger RNA of Dicentrarchus labrax (European seabass), 3697 nucleotides long. RefSeq names its product TSC22 domain family protein 1-like. The coding region runs from base 813 to 3566 and encodes 917 amino acids. The record is from RefSeq and is a predicted model, not a curated record. NCBI's taxonomy places the organism in Eukaryota, Metazoa, Chordata, Actinopteri, Moronidae. The transcript is spliced from 2 exons.